AUGGCAUCACAAGGCGGCAUGCCACCCUCUAUGGCAUCACAAGGGCCACCGUAUGCUCCCAUGGCAUGGCCUCUGGGUGGAAAUUCAGUGAAACGCAUCGAUAUUCCUGCCCAAACUGUCUUCAUGUUCUUCUUCAUGGUCGGAGCAGCAGUACACAUGAAGAUAUUCCAAAGGAACAGAGCACGAGGUCAUAAGUUCUUACCAAACCUCUUCAUUUUCCUCUUUUGCAUGGAGCGCGUAUUGACAUCAAUCUUGCGACUCGCAUCGGUCUCUAAUCCAACCAAGAUUCCACUUGCAAUUGCUGCACAGAUCUUCAUCGCAGCAGGUGUUCUUAUACUGUUCGUCAUCAAUCUCGUUUUCGCGAUGCGCCUAGUAAGGUCGACACAUCCGUCGGUGGGUUGGCAUUCUGCGUUUGGCAUCGUGUUCAAAGCUCUUUACGCGUUGAUCGGCUUGACACUUAUCGCUGUCAUUACAGCUACAGUUCAGAGCUUCUAUACUCUCAACGUAGGGACUCGAGCGACCGACCGCGGCUUCCAGCAAUACGGCGCAACCUUCCUGGCCAUUGUCGCUACACUACCUUUGCCGAUGACGAUGCUCACGCUUCUCAUUCCCUAUUCGCCGCUCGAUCAUUUCGGUAUGGGCCGUCUUCGUACAAAAGUCAUAGUCCUGAUGAUUAGCACCACACUCCUCUCUAUUGGCGCAUGGUAUCGCUGUGGUGUUGCCUUACAGACACCGGUCCCGAGAUCACAACCUCUACCAGGCUAUCUCGGCAAGGCACCGUUCUACAUCUUCAACUUCCUGGUAGAGAUCCAGACGGUACUCAUGUACGCCAUACUUCGCGUAGACCUCCGCUGGCAUAUUCCCAAUGACGCAAAGGGGCCUGGCAGCUACGCUAGACCACAGAUGGGCGAUGUGGAAAUGCAAGACUCGCGACCUACUUCCUCGGACAGCGUACAAGAUGACAACAAGUCCACCAGAUCUUUCAGUGAAGACGAAGAAAAAGAGUUAGAGAACGAGAAGGUUGAAGAGCUUCCUGCCCCCAGGAUCAUAGAGAUAGAUCUCGGAAACUCUUCGCGCAGCUCCCUGGCGCCACCAGACAUGGACUUGAACAGGAACUCGGCCCGCAGUUCUCUGGCACCACCAAAAACGGCAGAUAGAUCAGCGCGCAGUUCCAUCAUCUCCCAACGCCUAUCCUCCUUCAUCAGCAAGUCCACCAGCACACUAGCUACCUUUGCGACCGCGGAGCAAAAGCAACGAUGGCGGGAGAGCGAGGAAGCGAGAAUCGUCCGAAGACUGGGAGGGCCAUGGCAGCAACUCCCUAGCCCGGUUGAAUCAAAUUUCAGCAUGAGCAAGAGCCCGACGAGGAGCGUCUUCAGCCGUACGACAGGAGGAGAUGGACCGGAGGCGCCUGAACCAGCAUACCACCAACGAAGCGACAGCGGUGCGCCUAGUAUACCCGACGUCGUUGCGGAGGGCGGCUGGACACCGAGGAUUGACUGGGAAUUCCGCAGCCCGAGACGCUUCCUCAGUUUGAAGAAGAGGAGUAUGAUCGGUUUGCAGCUUCCGAAGUGA
Alternaria incomplexa is the source of this 1572-nucleotide messenger RNA. RefSeq lists its product as uncharacterized. Bases 1 to 1572 code for a protein of 523 amino acids. NCBI's taxonomy places the organism in Eukaryota, Fungi, Ascomycota, Dothideomycetes, Pleosporales, Pleosporaceae. The record is from RefSeq and is a predicted model, not a curated record. The transcript has 3 exons.